This is a messenger RNA of Ahaetulla prasina, 3413 nucleotides long. It is a transcript of the gene DVL3, whose product is annotated as dishevelled segment polarity protein 3. Gene Ontology annotation, biological process: intracellular signal transduction; canonical Wnt signaling pathway. The transcript is spliced from 16 exons. Gene Ontology annotation, cellular component: cytosol. The record is from RefSeq and is a predicted model, not a curated record. NCBI's taxonomy places the organism in Eukaryota, Metazoa, Chordata, Lepidosauria, Squamata, Colubridae. Bases 37 to 2220 code for a protein of 727 amino acids. Gene Ontology annotation, molecular function: frizzled binding.
GGCAGGGCAGGGCCGGGGCCGGGGCCGGGCGGGGCGAUGGCGGCGCCGGAGACGAAGAUCAUUUACCACCUGGACGACCAGGAGACGCCUUACCUGGUCAAGCUGCCGCUGCCGGCCGAGCGGGUCACGCUGGGCGACUUCAAGGCGCUGCUCAACCGGCCCAACUACAAGUUCUACUUCAAGUCCAUGGACGACGAUUUCGGCGUGGUGAAAGAGGAAAUUUCGGACGACAAUGCAAAACUUCCCUGCUUCAAUGGGCGAGUGGUGUCGUGGCUGGUGUCCGCUGAGGGAUCUCAUUCGGAUGCUGGGUCCGUUUGUGCCGAAAGCCAGCCGGAACUGCCACCUUCCAUCGAGCGAACCGGAGGCAUCGGAGAUUCCAGGCCUCCUUCGUUUCACCCAAAUAGUGGGGGAAGCCGGGAGAACCUGGACAAUGAGACGGAGACAGACUCUGUGGUGUCAGUUCAGAGGGAACGACCACGCAGGAAGGAGGGUCCAGAACAUGCUCCCAGGGUGAACGGGAUGACCAAGGGGGACCGGCGGCGGGAACUGGGGGGCUAUGAAAGCUCCUCCACCCUGAUGAGUAGUGAACUGGAGACCACCAGCUUCUUUGAUUCCGAUGAGGAUGAAUCCACCAGCAGGUUCAGCAGCUCGACAGAACAAAGCAGCGCCUCGCGUCUUAUGAGGAGACACAAACGCCGUCGGCGGAAACAGAAAGUAGCCCGAAUUGAGAGGUCUUCGUCCUUUAGCAGCAUCACCGAUUCUACCAUGUCGCUGAAUAUCAUCACCGUUACGCUCAAUAUGGAAAAAUACAACUUCCUGGGCAUCUCCAUUGUUGGGCAAAGCAACGAACGUGGUGACGGAGGCAUCUACAUUGGUUCCAUUAUGAAGGGAGGCGCUGUGGCAGCUGAUGGAAGAAUUGAACCUGGAGACAUGUUGCUGCAGGUGAACGAUACCAACUUUGAGAACAUGAGCAACGAUGAUGCCGUACGAGUGCUGAGGGAAAUUGUGCACAAACCAGGGCCCAUCACGUUGACGGUCGCCAAGUGCUGGGAUCCGAGUCCCAGGGGCUGCUUCUCGUUACCCAGGAUUGCUCCCCAGCGAAUCUGGGCUGGGCCAGACUCUCCGUGCUCCGAUCCGGGUGAGCCUAUCCGACCCAUCGACCCGGCGGCUUGGGUGUCCCACACCGCGGCGAUGACCGGCACCUUCCCUGCGUACGGUAUGAGCCCAUCCAUGAGCACAAUCACUUCCACCAGCUCUUCCAUCACCAGCUCCAUCCCAGAAACGGAACGUCUCGACGAAUUCCACCUCUCCAUCCAUAGUGACAUGGCCACCAUCGUGAAAGCCAUGGCCUCGCCCGAGUCGGGCUUGGAGGUGCGUGACCGCAUGUGGCUGAAGAUCACCAUUCCCAGUGCCUUCAUUGGUUCCGAUGUGGUCGACUGGCUGUACCAUCACGUGGAGGGCUUUACCGACCGGCGAGAAUCCCGCAAGUACGCCAGCAACCUGCUGAAGGCUGGUUAUAUCCGACAUACGGUCAACAAAAUCACCUUCUCGGAGCAGUGCUACUACAUCUUCGGAGACCUCUGUGGAAAUAUGGCCAACUUAUCGUUGCAUGACCAUGAUGGAUCUAGCGGGGCCUCCGACCAGGAUACGCUGGCUCCGUUACCUCACCCAGGAGCGGCCCCCUGGCCCCUAGCUUUUCCUUACCAGUAUCCACCUCCACAUCCCUACAACCCCCACCCCGGCUUCCCUGAGCCGGGUUACAGCUACGGAGGGGGCAGCGCAGGAAGCCAGCACAGUGAAGGAAGCCGCAGCAGCGGUUCAAACCGCAGUGGCAGCGAGAGACGGAAGGACCGAGACCCCAAAGCCGGGGAAUCCAAGUCGGGUGGAAGCGGCAGCGAAUCUGACCACACCAGCCGUAGCAGCAUUCGACGGGAGCGAGCGGCCAGCGAAUGCUCCGUGCCGGGCAGCCAACGUAGCCAUCACUCCAUGGCUCACAGCGUCCGCAGUCACCACAGCCAGCAGUCUUACGGCCCUCCUGGCCUCCCACCUCUCUACAACCCUCCCAUGCUCCUGAUGCCGCCACCCCCUUCUGCCCUGGGACCUCCUGGGGCUCCCCCGGGCCGAGAUCUGGCCUCGGUGCCCCCUGAACUGACCGCCAGUAGACAGUCAUUCCGAAUGGCCAUGGGCAACCCUAGUGAGUUUUUUGUGGAUGUAAUGUGAAGAUCCCUCCCUCCCUCUCUCCCUCCUUACCUCCCUCCCUCUGCCUGUCUGGGCUGCCCCCCACCCCAAAGUCGGUUUGUCUCCUAGAAAGAGCACACUCAGUGUGAAAUGCAUUUCUUGUCUGCCUGUAUCACUCUCCGUCUCUCUGUCUCCCUCUCUGUUUCUCUCUCUCUCUCUCUCUUUCUCUGUUUUGUUUUUUGACUUGGCAUUUAUGGAAAGGGGUUGAGGAAAUCAACUGAACUAAACCAGCGGUCCCCAUCCUUUAUGGCUUGGGGUGGGUGGGAGAGGGGAACUGGCUCACCGCUAGUGCAAGGCCAGCCAUCCAGCCAGCCAGUCACUCUUGCGACCCGCUUCUGAACAGGCGCGUGGCUCAUUAGCGGGCUGCAGCCUGGGGGUUGGGGACCCCUGAACUAAAACUGUUUGAUUCUAAUCUUUUCCCGCAAGUGUCUCUCCAGAAGCUUCUCCUCAUAUGUGAUUGCAGAAAAGAACAGCCCCUAACCCAGCUUGUAUUUUUACCUGUUAACCUGCACGCUAAUCCAUUAAUCUGCACCCACCCGGGACCUCCGCUGCUCGCCCGUUGUUGUCAUUUUUUUUCCACGCCACCAGCCCUAAACACCUGCCCUCUUUCUCCUCCUCGCCCCUCUUGUGUUCCUCUCUGCCGAGCAGCCAAGAAUUAUGGGGUCUUUGACUUCCUUUGAGCUGGCCCGUCGUGGUUGGGGAGAGCCGCAGCAUGCGGUGGUGGUUUGGUUCCUCCUGCCUCCAGGAGAGGAAGACACAGAGCCUUUUCAGCCCUGCUUAGGGGCAGAAGAUGACUUCUUGGUUUUGGAAGACGUCCUUCCUCAUCCGUCAGCCCGGGGAGGGAAGCAGGGCUGAGCUCCGCCUGUGUCCCUCUUCGGCAGCACCAUGGCCUUCACCCGCGGGACACUUGAGACGGACCUGCUGGAUGGUGGCGACUUCCCCUUCUUUGCUGAAUCCUCAAACUGGGGUGAAGGUUUUCCUAGGGAAAAAACACUGGAGGCUAAACUUGGUAUUUGGCUGCCUGAUGUCUGGAAGAAAUCCAGGACGAGAAGGCCAGGACGCCGUCUCCACUCUAAGGCUAGGUUCCUCAAGAUAUCCAAAACUUUUUUUUUUCUUCUGAAAAAAAUAAAAAUAAAACUAUAAUACCAUUGAGUAAAUGCAAAAAAAAAAAAGAA